Messenger RNA from Meloidogyne enterolobii, 303 nucleotides. Lineage: Eukaryota; Metazoa; Nematoda; Chromadorea; Rhabditida; Meloidogynidae. The record is from the annotation of a GenBank genome assembly.
AUGUUUGUUCAUCUUCCGAUUGAAGUUCAUUUGGACACUUUAAAAUGUCUCAACUUUAAUCAGUUAUUUUUUGUUAAACAAGUCAAUCGCUACUUUCUUUGGUUUAUUGGUAAAUAUGAAGAGCAAUUGGCUCGCAAGUUUUUCAAAUAUAUGGAACCGAUCGAACUUAGAGGUUUUUAUUAUCAACACAAAAAAGAGAAUGGACAGCUUGAUUACAAAAUUGUAUCUCCUGAAGAGCUUGGACGUUAUGUUGUUCGUUUUCCGUUGGAUAAUGAACUUUUGGAGAAGGUAAAAAUUUUUUGA